AUGCUUAUAGGGAAGCACAUGGGAAAAUCUGGCAUCAUGCAGUGGCUCUCCGAGGGAGGGAACUAUCUGUGGUUCUGGGACGGAUCGUUGAACAUCCCACGGAUCCCCAACCUCCAGACACUGCAGUAUAUGCAAGACAGGGGUUAUGACGUCAAGCCUGGAGAUGUUGUGAGAGUCGCUCGUGGGCCAGAGUAUCCGAUGAAAGGGGUCGUGCGAAGCAUUGACUUUCCGAACGCCCGCUUGACCUUACUUUCUGAGAUUGACCACUCACUAAUUAAUGUUCCCAUUGGAUUCGUGAUUAAAGUACACAACACCAACUUGGAUUCUUUCAAAAAGGACAUAGGGCAAGAAAUUUUUGUUAUAGGAGGUGACCGUAAGGGCUAUCGAGCCACGCUAUACAGUUUCAACUCCAAGGAUUGCACCAUUGCCCUGCAUGGGCAGCAACGCACCAAGAUCCAACUCAAGGACGUUGUUACCAGAAUGAGGCUGAAUGGUGCCAUGCUCGAGGGAGCCGACAUGUUAUCUUUCUGCGAGAUGCGGAGAAGGUUGUACUUGGCCCUGCAACCUCAAAGUACCACCUGGACCACCAGCUCCGAGGAUAUUGACACAGCCAGUAACCCUUCAUCCAGCCUCAAUCCCUCACAGGCUGCUAAACCCGACCCCUGGACUGUCAAUAUCAACGACAUGCUUGAUGCUGGAACGGAGAAACCCAAAGAGAGCCCACUAGCAUGGUUGAUGAACAAGGAAUUUUCUUCCAAGUUCACUACAUAUCACAUGAUGUUGAAAGUCUCGCCCUCCUUCUUGGGAGGCAGGCUACACAAUCAAUUUGUGUCAAUGGCUUGUCCUGACCCCUUCCUCGGUGUGAAUGGACCCGCCCCCAAGGGUUAUAUCGCAGUAUCCUGCUCAUCAAAUGGUGCAGGUGCUGCGAUUCAGCACUAUCAUAUACCUGCCACAGAUCUGAGCCCAGCCUCCCCACGCAAAAAAAAAACCAACAGUGUAUCGUUCUGGACGGAAUUCAUCGCGGUUCUAUCUGUAAUGUAG
This is a messenger RNA of Suillus subalutaceus, 1041 nucleotides long. RefSeq lists its product as uncharacterized. The transcript has 6 exons. The coding region runs from base 1 to 1041 and encodes 346 amino acids. The record is from RefSeq and is a predicted model, not a curated record. NCBI's taxonomy places the organism in Eukaryota, Fungi, Basidiomycota, Agaricomycetes, Boletales, Suillaceae.